AUAGAAAGGCAUGAGCUGCUGAAAUAUUUACGAGACAAGAGAGACGCGCUAAUCGUUUUGGAAAUACAUUUCUUUUCAUACACAUUUAGGAUAUACUGCCUUCAGGUAACUGGACAACAUGCGCUUGCCAAAAUCAUGGGCUUACGCUGUCAGUUUGAUGCUGCUCUCCGUUAUCAGCUCAGCAAUGUGCGCCAGUCAUUACAGCUGUGAUGGAUCUCUGGCAUUGCUUUUGCCUGCAACCUCAUUUCAGAGCUCAUCACAUUUCUCGGACAGUCGUGCGGCGUACAUUUCCAGGCUGAACAAAAGAGAUGGAGGGGGUGGGUGGAGCCCAGAGUCAACAGACAGGUCACCCUGGCUGCAAGUUGACCUCCAGGACCGAAUGGAAGUGACAGCAGUGGCCACACAAGGUCGUCAUGGCAGCACAGACUGGGUCAGUGCCUAUAUGCUCCUCUACAGUGAUACGGGGCAUGUGUGGAAGCAGUACAUGUUGGAAGACACUGUUGGGAGGAUCGUGGGUAAUGUGAAUUCAGACAGUGUGGUCCACCAUAAACUCAACCAGUCUAUCAGAACCCGGUUCCUCCGGUUCAUUCCUUUGGAGUGGAGCCCCAGUGGUAGUGUGGGCCUCAGGGUGGAUGUGUAUGGCUGUGCAUACAGAUCAUAUGUGGCCGACUUUGAUGGCAGAAGCUCUUUGCUGUACCGAUUCAACCAGAAGUCUAUGAGCACUGUGAAAGAUGUUAUAUCACUGCGCUUUAAGAGUCGACAGGCAGAGGGUGUUUUAUUGCAUGGAGAAGGCCAGCGAGGAGAUUAUAUCACUCUGGAGCUACAUCGUGGGAGGCUGGCCUUGCAUCUAAACCUGGAUGACAGCAGGGUGAAGUCCAGCAAUGCUCGCAUGGUGGUCACUCUAGGAAGUCUCCUGGAUGAUCUGCACUGGCACUCUGUUCUGAUUGAACGCUUUAACAAGCAGGUCAACUUCACAUUGGACAGACACACUCAACACUUCAGGACCAAGGGUGAUGGAGACUCUCUAGAGGUUGACUAUGAGCUAAGCUUUGGUGGGAUACCACUGCCUGGUAAGCCUGGAACCUUCAUUAGACGUAACUUUUAUGGCUGCAUGGAAAACCUCUACUACAAUGGAGUGAACGUCAUCGACCUGGCGAAACGGCGCAAGCCUCAGAUAUACAGUGUGGGCAACGUGACCUUUUCCUGCUCUGAACCACUGCUGGUGGCUGCCACAUUUCAGAGCUCCAGCAGCAGCUUUCUGUCACUGCCUACACCUGCACCAGUCCUGGAGGGCCCUUCAGUGCGCCUGCAGUUUCGUACCUGGAACCCUGAUGGCCUGCUACUCUCCAGUCCACUAAUCUCUGCUCAGGAGCCUCGGUACCUAAUAUUGCAGAUCAACAGUGGACGCCUCCACUUAACACACCAGACAUCAACUCUGAAGAUGUCAGAAGUGCCAGCUGGACAGAGGGUGAAUGAUGGUUUGUGGCAUUCUGUGAGCCUCAACACUAGAGGACUACAGAUCAUCAUGACUCUAGACAAUGAGCCUGCAUCUACCAUCCAGCUGGACAAUUACUUGGAACCAAAAGACAAACACUAUUUUGGAGGAUGUCCUGCAUCCCAGAACGACUCCAGCUGCUUGAAUCCCACAAUGGCCUUUCAAGGUUGUUUCCGGCUCAUCCUUGUUAACAACCAACCUGUGGAUCUUAUGUUGGUCCAGCAAGGCCGUCUAGGCAGCUACAGUCAGCUACAGUUUGACUUAUGUGGUAUUCGUGACAGGUGUCUCUAUAAUUUUUGUGAGCAUGGUGGCCGUUGCUCCCAAACAUGGUCUUCUUUCUACUGUGAUUGCACUGGUACAGGAUACAGUGGAGCUACAUGCCAUAACUCUGUCUAUGAAGCUUCUUGUGAACACUACAGGCUUGCAGGCAGCACAUCUGGAUAUUUCUUUAUAGAUCCUGAUGGAAGUGGCCCUCUGGAUCCCAUUCAAGUCUACUGCAAUAUUACGGAGAACAAAGUGUGGACUGUGGUCCGUCACAACAGCUCAGAUGCUGUGAGAGUGCGAGGCUCUACUCUGCAGAAGCCACAUGUCAGAUGGCUCAAUUAUAGUGCCUCAUCUGAACAGCUGAAGGCCUUGGUGUCCCUGUCAGAUCACUGUGAACAGAGAAUCGCCUAUCACUGUAGAAGGUCGCGGCUGUUUAACCCCUGGGAUGGCACCCCUUUAUCCUGGUGGGUGGACCGCAGAGGAGAUAAGAGGACAUACUGGGGGGGAUUCCAGCCAGGGGUGCAACAGUGCUCUUGUGGUCUGGAAGAGAAAUGUGCUGACAUUAACUACUUUUGCAACUGUGAUGCAGACAGACUGUCAUGGGAGAAUGACACUGGUGUCCUCUCAUAUAAGGAACACUUACCAGUACAGGAGAUAGCAAUUGGUGAUACAUACAGACUGGGCUCUGAAGCCGUGUACGUCGUGGGACCUCUGCAGUGUUCUGGUGACAAGUCCUUGUGGAAUGCUGCUUCUUUUUAUCAAGAGGCUUCAUGUCUGCACUUCCCUGCCCUCCAGGCAGCGCUCUCCCUUGAUGUCUCCUUCUACUUCAAGACUGCCUUGCCCUCUGGGGUCUUUCUGGAGAACAUGGGCAUGCAAGAUUUCAUCAGAGUUGAACUGAGCUCUCCCUCAGCCGUGACUUUCUCCUUUGAUGUGGGUGACGGGCCAGUAAUCCUGACAGUGAAAUCUCCUGUGCCACUGAAUGACAGGCAGUGGCACUGGGUUCGAGCUGAACGCAAUGUGAAAGAGGCGUCAUUGCAGGUCGACCAGCUGCCCCUGCGGAUCAUUGAAACUCAACCUGAUGGACACCUUCGGCUUCAGCUUGGCAGCCAGCUGUUUGUUGGCGGCACAAAGCAGAGAGGCUUUCUUGGGUGUGUUCGAGCAUUUAACAUGAAUGGAGUGAAUUUUGACCUGGAGGAACGGGCCAAAGGGACACCAGGAGUAAGUUCGGGCUGUGCAGGUCACUGUAGCAGCUCAGCUGGUCUCUGCCACAAUCGCGGGAAAUGCAUUGAGAAAAGCAGCAGUUACGUAUGUGACUGCACCAACUCUGCCUAUGGGGGACCCUCUUGCACAGAAGAGGUAUCCAUGUCCUUUGAAAGAGGUGCAUCUGUUACCUACACAUUUCAGGAGCCAUUCUUCGUCAUGCAGAACAGAACAGCCACAGUGAUGUCUGUCCCCUCUCAGUAUAGCAAGUCCAGAGACAACAUGGCACUCAGUUUUCAAACCACCCAGAGUCCUGCCAUGCUGCUCACAGUCAACAUGCUCAGCCAGCAGUAUGUGGCAGUCAUCUUAGCACAGAACGGGAGUUUACAGAUCUGGUACCGACUGCAUAAGGAGAAGAGACCAGAUGUGUUCAGCCCCAUCUUGAGCAGUCUGUCAGAUGGGCGGCAGCAUAGAGUUCAUAUCCAGCGGGAGGGAAAGGAUGUGUUUGUUCAGGUUGACAAUGAAAAUAAGAAGUACGCCCUUUCAUACGAUACAGCAUUUAAUUCUAUGAAGUCACUGACCUUGGGAAAAGUGACAGGAAGUAAUGUAAUGGAUGAUGAGGUAACUCAUGCUGGAUCCAAAGGUUUCAUUGGCUGCUUCUCAUCUGUACAGUACAACCACGUUGCUCCACUAAAGGCAGCGUUAUUGAACCGAGGUAGCUCACUGGUCAGCAUACGAGGACGUUUAGUGGAGUCGAAUUGUGGGGCAUUAGCUGACCUUUCAACUUCUGUAUCUCGCUUAGAUCAUGGAGAGGAGGUGGGAAAAGAUAACGAGCAUCGUGAAGACGACAGCCAUCCUGAUUCAGCUGUGAUCGGAGGCGUGGCAACAGCUGUAGUCUUCAGUACCCUCUGUGUGCUGGGAGUGAUGGCCCGUUUCCUAUACCAGCAUCGACAAGCUCAAACAACUGCAAGACUCCAAGAAAAGGAGCACCAAUGUAGACUUGAAGCUGCUUACAGGGCAGAGUUUCACCUUCACAACUCUAUGAGAGACAGCAUGCAAGAGUACUACAUCUAACAAACUCUUGCUAGUAUUUGUAGCUUUCAGUUCAUCUUUGAGUUCCUCCUGCGUCUGCUUUAGCAAACCUUUGGUGAGGCCCUUUCUGUCCAGAAAAGAUCGUUAGUUGGAGAUUUCCUCACUUUGGGAAUGUUGGAAUCUUCUGAUCUAUGUAAGUAGUAGCUUGUAGUUUUCACCGUGCUUGCCCCAAUUGUUGGAUUAAUCAGCAUUAGGUAAAUUUUGGAAUGUGAGUGAUAUGUUAGGAGGUGUUUUUUAUAAUUUAAUUAUAUGCCCUCUGGAUAGGAACUGGAAUGGAAAGUGACACUGUCAUCAUAACAGGCUUUACUGCAUGAAUGCAGAUUCAGACUGUUAACUCCAGGAUAGACAUCUGUUAAUAAUAAAACAUGUAUUUGAAGCCUGGGAAAAUUUUUACUGAAGUUUGCCAGAAACAUCUACAAACUGGCAACAUUGUAAGCGGCAGGUACACAACAUCAGUCAUAAUACACUAGACAAAUACUACAAUGCUUUAGGUUGAGGACAGUACAAGGACCAGACUGUUAAAACCUGGCUUGUAAUUGUAUAUUCCUCAUAGCAUUGUUAAGAAUUAAAUACUGUAGUACAAUUUACAUUUGCCCAUAGAAAUUAAAAUAGUUUCGAAAAUUACACAAUACAGCUCUUUCUUUUUAUGAAAAAAGCUGCUAACAAAGACUAAACACAUUCAGUUAAAUGACAUAAUACAAACAUUUAAAAAAAUGUCCAGAAAUAUUGUAGAGUUCAACAUGAUACUUCCAGAUAAUACCCAUCUGUGUUAUGAUGUGAAAUAUCUGCCAUAUUGAUAACUAACAUAUCCUGACAUGUUUUUGAAAUCUUGUGUUUUUCUGAUGUAACAAUUUAAGUCAGCAUGCAGGUAAACAUGCCUGCAAUAAAAUAAAAUAAAAAUCUUUGUUGCUUAGAGGGAUAGUUCACCCCCCAAAAAAUGCUGUCAUCAUUUACUCACCCUUAUGUUGUUCCAACUCUUAUGACUUUCUUUCAGCCAUGGAACACAAAAGGAGAUGUUAAGCAGAAUGUUAGCCUCAGUCAACAUUGACUUUCUUUGCAUCUUUUUGCUAUACAUUGAAAGAGAAUGGUGACUGAGGCUAACAUUCUGCCUAACAUCUCAUUUUGUCUUCCAAAGAAGUAAAUUCAUAUGGUUUUAAAAAAUGAGGAUGAAUAAAUGAAUACAUUUUUUAGUGAAUUAUUCCUUUAAGACUCAUCUUAAUGUCUUCAUCAGUUGUGAACUGAUGGCGGAGAUUCCCCAACAUUUAACCUCAACACACAAAGUGACAUUACAGGACUUGUGAAUUGCCAUGGGAGUCGCUAAUGGUGUGAAUCACAAGCACAAAUGUGAAUUGGGGCCAAACUGUCUGGGAAAGGAGGAAAGGGCAGCUUUAUAGGUACUGUAGCUGAUAAGCAUUGUCACAGGAUCAUCCUAUGACAAUCUUGUUUCCCUUGUCCCAAACCUUAAAUGUCAGGGAAUCGCCACCAUCAGUUAACAAUAACAUGUCUAUCUGACCAGAUCAACUCUACAAUUCUACAAUGACUUGGAUAACUUAGAAAAUCAGGGAAUUCUGGACUAAAUAGAUAAUAGCUGUAGCCAUUAAUUCUUUAAUAUGAGCCUGUAAUUCAAAAUCAGUAUUUACACUUAAGAUUUUGUCAUGAUUUUGUCAUAGCCACCUCCAUGAAAGCAACAAGUUUAUCAAACUUAACACAAUAGUUGUUGUCAAACAUGCUUUUGUCAAAUACAUAAGAUACUCCAUGUAAGUGGCAAACAGCUGUUAUUUUAUUGGGACUGUAUUAUUUACUAACACUGAUAGCUGUAUCAUGUAGUACUGGUCUGACAGAUCUUUUUUCUUUCUCUUUGGAAACUGAAGUGUCCUUUCAUAUAAUUAUCUAUUAAACUAUUUUGUACCUCUAUUGAUAUCAAUUAUUUUAGGGACUGAUUUGUAUUAAUGUAAAUGUACAUGUAUAUUGUAAAUACAUGUUUAAUAAAAAAGACACUUUUUU
Molecule: messenger RNA, 6055 nt
Organism: Myxocyprinus asiaticus (Chinese sucker)
Lineage: Eukaryota; Metazoa; Chordata; Actinopteri; Cypriniformes; Catostomidae
Product: contactin-associated protein-like 5
Exons: 24
Coding region: 119-4033 (1304 amino acids)
Source: RefSeq, a predicted model, not a curated record